Molecule: messenger RNA, 2133 nt
Organism: Plasmodium vinckei vinckei
Lineage: Eukaryota; Apicomplexa; Aconoidasida; Haemosporida; Plasmodiidae
Product: conserved Plasmodium protein, unknown function
Exons: 1
Coding region: 1-2133 (710 amino acids)
Biological process (GO): endoplasmic reticulum to Golgi vesicle-mediated transport
Cellular component (GO): endoplasmic reticulum-Golgi intermediate compartment; COPII-coated ER to Golgi transport vesicle; Golgi membrane
Source: RefSeq, a predicted model, not a curated record
AUGAAUCAAAAUCCAACUUACGGGGAUUUUAAUAUCCAUGACCGAAGGAAGGGAAACAAUGUCAGCCAUUUAAGAGAACAAAACCAAAUGACCAAUACAGACUAUAAUAAAAAUAAUCAAAUAUAUCAAAGAAAUAAAUUAAAUACCGGUAAUAUACCUCAUAUAAAUUAUAUGAAUAAUGUUGGAAAUAAUAAUAAUCAUCAUGUUCAAGAUAAUGCUAAUAGCUUUACAAAUAAUUAUAAUAUAAAUCCGAAUGAUAAUUAUAAUAUAAAUCCAAAUGAUAAUUUUAGUAAUAAUAAUAUGAACAGUCAGGCAGUUUCUUCAAACUAUGUCAACACUCACCCUAUUUUAGGAAAAAAACAAAAUUACAUGUUUAGCAAUGAUACAAAUUCUAGUGGUAUAAAUAUUUUAAAUAACAAAGAUAGUAACAUAAUAAAUCGAUCUUCUAUUUUUAAUGAUAAAAAAUUUGAAAAUAAAAAUAAUACAACGGAAGUUGAUAACUAUCCAAUAUUUAGUCAUAAUAAAAAUGUCAAUAUGGCUACCCAUGCUAACGAUGUUAGAACUAUGCAUGGGUUUUCCAAUAAUAGAAAUAUGGGAUAUGUUCAGAAUUUUUCAAAUAUGUCAAACGUCCCAAAUGUGCCAAAUGUGCCAAAUGGCCCCAAUAUAAUGAACAUGGGUAGUAACAAGUUUGGUAGUCCCGAAAUGGGUGUUAAAGAAAAUAGUAGCUUUAUGAAUGACCAGCUAAAAUUUGUUAAUAAUAAUAUGCAUCAAUCUAGUGAUGUAAUAAAUGGAAAUAUAUUAAAUAAUAAUACAACAAAUAAUUUUCAAACAGGUAAUAGUAGUAGUAUAGGUAGUAGUUUUUUGAAAAAAGCAAAUUUAUUUUUAAAUAAAGGUAUGGAAAUAAUGAGUCAAGAAAAUAAUAAUACAAAUAAUAAUAGUAAUGAUAAAGGGAUUGUCCAUAAUAUUUUUGAAACAUUAACAAAAAAUACAGAUACAAAUAGUGAGUUAAAUAAUUUAGUAAAAAGAGGAGUUACAAAUAUGGUUAUGAAUGAAUUAGAAAAAAAAAUAGAAAUAAAUAAUUCAAGUUUUAUUAGAAAUAAAUUAUCAAUAUUACGAGAUUAUUUUAAUGUUACACAUUCAUAUGUACUUAGUAAAAUAUUAUUUAUAAUAGUUCCUUAUAUAUAUAUACGUAAAGCAUUAUUUGAAUCUAGAACUUACUAUGUAUAUACACAUUUAAAAAAGAAAAUGGAAACGAAUAUGCAAAAUAAGAAUUAUAACUCAUCUUUUAUUUUUAAUGGAAAUUAUAAUGCAUAUAAUAAUAGCACAGAUAAUGUAAGCAUGAACAGUAAUAUAAAUAAUACUCGAUUUGAAAAUAAUAAAAAUAAUGGAAACCUUUUUUAUAAUGAUAAAAAAGAGAAUACAGAAACAGAUAACAAAAUGAAUAAUUUAAAUUAUAUUGAUUAUAAUAAUAAUAUAGGUAUAUUUCAAGCAGAUCUAUACAUCCCUUUAAUGUCAGUUAUUACUUAUAUUUUAUUAUAUACAAUAACAGUGACAGCUCAAAAAAAUAAUUUUAUAUUUAAUCCAGAUAAUUUAUUUAACACAUCAUCUUAUAUAUUUAUUUUAUUAUUUUUUGAAACAGCUAUAGUCAAAAUAUUAUUUUUAUUAAUGUGUAGAGAUAUUAAUUUACCGUUUUUACACAUUUUAUCAUUUAUAUCUUAUAAGUUUGUUAUAAUGUGUGCAUUAAUAAUUACAAAAUUUUCUUAUUACUUUUUAUAUUUUAUGUAUACAUCAGCUUUUGGAGGUAUUGAUGAUAGUAUGAAGAAUCUCGAGUUUGAUAAAAAAAAUAAUUCACAAGUUUUCAAAAAUUUGAAUAAUAAUAUGUCUUAUCAAUUAAGUCCAUAUAAUUUAAUUUUAUUCUUAAAUAGUAAUGCUAUGUAUAGAUUAACACAACUCUAUUAUUACAUUACAGUGUCUGUACAAAUGAUUCAAUUAUUUAAAUCUAUACAUUUAUAUAUUCAUGAUAAUUCAAACUUAUCGAAUGAAUAUAAUAUUAAAAGAAUAAAUAUGAUGAUCCUUGUUUUUUCAUUUUCCCAAUUUUUUAUGUGUUGGAUGCUUACCCCAUAUUUUACUUAA